AUGCUUGAGCUCAUGACGGGUCGUCACGUCUCCACCAAUUCUCUCGACAUUCUCUCCAAUGAGGAGGCGGGUCAGCAGCUGCAUAUCAUCCCCUGGGUCCAGCAGCAGCUGGCUCAAUCGGGCCUCAGCGAGGCAGUGGCAGGCCUCAAGGACGCGCGCAUGGAGGCGCGGGAUGAGUUGGUGUUGAGGGUGGUGCAGCUGGCACUGCGGUGCACAUCUAAGCAGAGUGCCGUGCGGCCGGCCAUGGGGGUGAUUGCAGCCGAGCUGGAGGCCGUGCUGGUGGCGCUGGGCGGCUCACGCAGCAACUCUGCAGCCCGGCAGGUGGACCUGCAGGUGGAGUCACGGAGGACGGCAGAUCCGGAUGUGGAUGCGGAGUUUGCGCGCCUGGAUGCCUUAAUUGAAGGCGACUGA
Closterium sp. Yama58-4 is the source of this 411-nucleotide messenger RNA. Lineage: Eukaryota; Viridiplantae; Streptophyta; Zygnematophyceae; Desmidiales; Closteriaceae. The record is from the annotation of a GenBank genome assembly.